Molecule: messenger RNA, 1936 nt
Organism: Brassica rapa (field mustard)
Lineage: Eukaryota; Viridiplantae; Streptophyta; Magnoliopsida; Brassicales; Brassicaceae
Cellular component (GO): mitochondrial small ribosomal subunit
Molecular function (GO): structural constituent of ribosome
Source: RefSeq, a predicted model, not a curated record
CGACAAACUUCUUUUAUCCUAUUGGUCUAAUUAAAUUUACCGCGUAAUUAAUUUUAAUAAAUGGGCUUAACUUUCCAUCAAUAAGGCCCACUAAUGUAAUGGGCCUAGCGCUAAAGUGAUUGAUAUCGGAAAUUACAAGUGUGCCACUCACUUCGCCUCUCUCUUUCGUUGGUUCGUUCAGAUUUGCAUCCCUCUCUAAAACCUUGACGACGCCGGAGAGAGACGAACUAUAAAAAAAAAUGUUUAGAUCCGUCGUGAGAAUCACCUCCAGGAAUCUCAAUCUCAAUCUCAACCGUGGAUCUCUGAUUCCAAACGACACCGUUUCCCAUUUCCCUUCCCCUCCUUCAGCUUCCGCAGCAACACUCAUCCCUAGCUUAGACCACGCUCAUCGCCGCCGCUUCUCAUCUUCCAAGAGUACGAAAUCUUCCAUCACCAAGACGAAGAAGUCCGACGGCAAGAAAUCCAAAUCCAAAGGCGGCGAAUCCGGCGCCGCCGCCGGAGCCGAGGACGGAGAGUUCGGCGGGUCCGCUGGAGACGACCUCGAGGCGGGUCGCGCCAAGAGGCUGGCUGAUGACGAGAAGACUCCGUCUCUGGAUGUAGGUCCUAAUGGGAGACCUCUGUUCACUCCCAGAGAUGUUACGCUCUCGAAGCUCUCUCACAAAGAUAUCGGCUCCUACUUCAAAUUCGAUGAGGCAGCGUUGAAAGCAGUUCUGCCGGAGGGAUUAGCUUCAGGGAUUGAGGAAGAGUUUAAAGAAUCAUGGAGACCUGCGUUGCUUGUGAGGAAGAGUUUCUUGGAUCUGAGGGAUAACUUCAGACGUAUUGCUGAUCCUCCCAUGGGGCCUAGUGAGGGUAAAGGUGGUGUGAAGCCUAAGAAGCAGAUUAUUUUGGAUGGUCCUGUUAAGAGUGGAAAGAGUAUUGCUUUGGCGAUGCUUGUUCACUGGGCACGUGACGAAGGCUGGCUAGUUCUGUAUGCACCCAAAGGACGUGACUGGACUCAUGGAGGCUACUUCUACAAGAAUCAACAUACAGGCUUUUGGGACACUCCUCUACAAGCUGAGAGUAUUCUCAAGGAUUUUGUCAAGUUCAAUGAACCUCGCUUAAGAGAGUUGCGGUGCAACGUCUAUGAUCCCAUCGUGCUUGGAGAGGGUGCGGGUGUAGGAUACUUGAAAGGGCAAGAGACUAUGCCGAUUCCAGAGGAUUCAACUCUGUAUGACCUUGUGCAAAUGGGGAUUAAUAGCACUCACGCUGCUGUUAGUGUCGUUGUGCGACUUAGGAAAGAACUUUCACUCGUUAAAGAUGUUCCAGUCUUGAUUGCAAUUGAUCAAUAUAACAAUUGGUUUACGUUCAGUGAGUUUGAAGAGCCCGUGACACCACGUUCUUGCCGACCUAUACAUGCCAGAGAACUUACGACGGUGAAUGCCUUUAGGAGCAUGAUGCAUGAUGAUAUGAUGGUGGGUGCAUUCUCACAUUCAACAGCAGUAGGUAAACUACGCAAAGACUUGCCAGAUGUUCCAGCCGAUGCUCGUCAGAAUUUCCCUCGUUAUAGUUUAGAUGAAGCAGAAGCUGUCUGCUAUUACUACCUUCGGCAAAGACUGGUUAGGCGUGAGGUAUUCUCAGAAGAAAACUGGAAGAAGAUAUACUAUUUGGCUAAUGGAAAUGGAGCAGAGAUGCGUUGGUUAGUCCCUUUCAUGCGUUGAGAAACAAACACAUGAACAAACAACAUAGUUCUUUUAAAUGUUGGUUACUUUAAUGUGGCCUUUGCUGGUGUUUGAAGUCAUCCCAUUAGCUUGGGAAAGAAACUCUUUUCAGUUUCUGAUUUAAAAGGAAGAUUUCUUGUUAUUUUGGUUUGCUAGUUUAGGUUUUUGUCUUGUCUGUAAAAGACUUGUGGUUGGACCUAAAUCUCUUCAUAAUAAAAUCAGUGCCAUUCAUUUAAUAA